AUUACUCAGACAUUAGACAAGAAAUAACUGCCAGAAAAAGAACGAAAAAUCCCACUUUUCAUUCAUUUGUCGUUUAUAUUUUUUCAUCACCUGAUCAGCAAUUACUUCAGGAAUAUGACUGACGAUAUUUCAUCGAAACAGGCUCUCUUUGAGUGCCAAGGUAUUGAUAUGCCGAACAAGCACAAGCACACUAGCUGUUUGAGUGGGUCAAGCAGUAGUACAUCAUCUGGGAGUUCAGAUACCGUUAGUACUGAUACAGAAAGUGGCGAUGAGAACCAUGCGCGAGGAAAUUGGUCUGGGCGAUUGGACUUCUUCCUGUCGUGCAUUGGAUAUGCCGUUGGCUUGGGGAACAUCUGGAGAUUCCCUUACUUAUGCUAUAGAAAUGGUGGAGGUGCCUUUCUUGUCCCUUACUUGACAUUCCUGUUCCUGUGUGGUAUGCCAUUGUUCUUCCUUGAAGUCUCCUUUGGCCAAUUCUCUAGUCUAAGUCCAAUCUCAGCUUGGAAAGUCAGCCCAUUAUUUAAAGGCAUAGGUUAUGGCAUGGUCCUGGUGUCUGGCGUCGUUUGUAUCUACUACAACAUUAUAAUAGCAUGGACGCUGUAUUUCCUCUACAAGUCCUUUACCUCAGUGCUGCCCUGGAGCACGUGUGAUAACGAAUGGAACACGCCCAGGUGUAUCGUGCGAAAUCGCAACGACUCGUUACUGGUAAACGACUCAUUACUGAUAAACGAGACAGAUGAAACAUGGAACACCACCUAUACACCCAAUGUGAUGAAUAUGGUAAACGGGACACUUGGCAACUCAACCAAUUUGACUGCGACUGUUGCUUCAGUGGUUGGAAACAUCACAAACAGAACAACGCCAAGUGAAGAAUUUUGGCAACACCAUGUUCUACAGAUCACUGAUGGAAUUGAAGACAUGGGUAAGAUCCGCUGGGAGCUGUUGGUCUGCCUGGGCAUUGCUUGGAUCUGUGUGUUCCUCUGCCUCUUCAAGGGAAUCAAGUCAUCUGGAAAAGUUGUGUAUGUGACUGCCACCUUCCCCUACUUGGUGCUGAUCAUUCUCCUUGUGCGUGGUGUCACCCUGCCGGGUGCCAUCGAUGGGAUAAAGUACUACAUUAUCCCACAGUUUGACAAAUUGCUAAGUUUCCAGGUGUGGGGUGAUGCGGCCAUGCAGAUCUUCUACUCCAUCGGAGCAGCGUGGGGAGCCCUGAUCACCAUGUCAAGUUAUAACAAGUUCCGCAACAACUGUUACAGAGAUGCGCUGAUCGUGCCCUGCUUGAACUCCGGUACCAGCAUCUUUGCUGGAUUCGUCAUCUUCUCCAUCAUCGGAUUCAUGGCUCACGAAACUGGACGAGACAUAGAAGAUGUCGUCACACAAGGACCUGGUCUGAUCUUCGUGGUUUACCCAGCUGCUGUGGCCAGGCUCCCAGUUGCACCAGUGUGGUCUAUUCUAUUCUUCGUGAUGGUCUUCAUGGUUGGCUUGGACACUCAGUUUGGUAUGUUUGAGACCAUGACCAGUGCCAUCAUUGACGCCUUCCCUCACCUCCUCAAGAAAAAGAAAGCCCUCAUCGUUGCGAUGCUGUGUGCUUUGGAGAUGCUGCUUGGGAUACCUUGCAUCUUCCAGGGCGGGAUCUACGUCCUCCAAAUCAUGGACUGGUACAGCUCCACGUUUUCACUAAUGAUCAUCUCGUUCACUGAACUGAUCGCAAUCUGUUAUGUUUAUGGAGUUAAUCAGUUUUACAAGGAUAUCUCCCUGAUGAUAGGAUACCAGCCUUGUAUCUGGUGGAAGAUCGUCUGGUGUGGAAUUACACCAUGCAUCAUUGUGUUCGUGUUCCUGUUCAGCAUAGUGCAGCAUGUACCAGUGAGCUACGGUGAAUAUGCAUAUCCACAGUGGGCAGUUGGAUGUGGAUGGAUGUUGGCCCUUGUUUCAAUGGUGCCAUUACCGAUCAGCAUGGUGUUCGAAUUCCUCAGAACGCCAGGAACAUUUAUCGAGAGAGCAAAGAUACUGAUAAAACCAGAACCAGAAUGGGGCCCAGCCCUGACAGAGCACAGGGAGCAAUACAUUGCAAAUCUUCCAUCUGAUCUGAAAAACAGAAUCCGUCUGAAUAUCUCUACAGAGGAAUCAUCAAAUUCAAAGGAAAAGCAACCGUUCAUUCGCACGAUUGAUUUAGAUCUGAACGUUUCAACGCAAGUGUGAGGUACUCAGCAUUUUCCCUGGCAUCUGAUCUGAAUUACGAUCUUGUUGCUAUGGCAAAGACAAUUACAGAUCAGGCGUUUUCUCAUUCGAAGGGUUGUAGAUUUUCUGUGAAACUAUUCAUCAAUUGGAAGUUUGAGUUUUCCUUCCGCCUGAAUAUCGGUUGCUUGUCGAAUUCGAAGCAAGAAGAUUUAUGCGAUGCCGGGGAAUAGUUUUCCCAAGUGUUCGGCCAACAAGCUGCAGAACAAGACAUUGUAAACAUGUGUUGAUAUUUCCACCAUUGUGUGGGCUGAUAACUUAAACCCAAUAAACAGGAAUUGAUAGUGUAUACAGGUCCUGCAAUCCCGGUGGACUACUUGUGCUUGAGUUCUGGAGGACCUGGUCAAGUGAUUUUUGAAAACCUACCGAGAAAGGAAAAUCUCUUAACGAACAUUGGCUUGUUGUUUCAAGUAAAUAUCCACCUCUCAGUAAGACUCCGAAUAUCUUUCUUGAGUUGUUACUGCUUAGCAUCAAUACUGAAGCUUCCGUGAAAUUCUCAUCAGUGAAUUCCCAAUGCAUUGACUUGGUUGAAUGUCCUUUUUGUCUGUGGGUGUCAAAAAGACUGGUCCACACUCGGGGUGACUUUUGAGAACAUGAGGGGAAAAAUUAAGGGUCCUUCAGAUUCCCAAGUUUUGCACUAAAUGAUGGUUUUCACUCAUGGUUAUUUGAUGGGUGGUGGUCAGCUACCAUUGCAGGUUCUGACCUCAAAGAUAAUUACAUCAGAAACAUGAAUCAAUUUUAAAGUCAAUAGUUGGCCUUUUUUGCAAGUUGGAAAUAAUUGAAGUCUUGGUAUCCAAGAUGAAUUGAGUGCUUGAUUGAACCUUUGAAUAAACUUUUUGUACUGUUUGUGUUGUUGUGUUAAAAAAUACAUUGUGAAUUAUAUGGGACAUUUCACCAAGGGGAAUAACUUUGGAUUGUGGUUGGACUUGUAUCCAGUGGAGAUUUCAACCAAGCACUCUUAGGAUUUCAAAUCCAAAUUAAGUCCACAAAUGAAUUGACCUUAUAUAUCGAUUUGAAAAGUCUUGGUAUCCAAGACGACUGGUCGCUUUUGCGUAAAAAUAGAUUAAUUGGUACAGUGUAGUAAUGUUGUGUUGAAACGUGUUUGUGAAUAUUUUGGUGACUUCCUCGUUGGAAAGAGGUGUGAUGAAGGAUGCAAGGCUCAAGAUGGUUUUGGAGAAAUAUUUGUACAUUGUGCUUGUGCGGUAUGGAGGGGCUGCUGGUUAUUUCAUUGCUCGAGGUUACAGGAAGUGAAUUGACAGAAGCUGCAUUGUAUUGGAAGCUUUCUUCUUGUGCAAUUGCUUCUUCAUAUUCAACUGAACAACUUGAUGAUAUUAUUACUGUGUGUUGAAAAUGUGCAUUAUAACAACUUGUGGCACACACAUGGUUAUGUGCUCUAAAACGCAAUCUCACUUUCAUGGCUGUUAAGGGUUAACCUGAGCACGUCAUGUCUUAUUCUUAAAUGCAAUCUCUCCAUGGUUACUCUGAUGAUCGAUCACUGAUACUGUCGGAGGUAUUUUAUAUUUAUAUUCUAAACAGUCUCAUUAUGAUGUCUGACUUGAUAUCGAAUUGUAUUGUACAUAGUAAUGAAUGUAAUAAUGCUACAUCAAUGCAAUACAUGUAUGAGAAACAACAUGUAGACCUACAUUACUCAUACAUCAUAUAAAGGUGGAGUAAAGGACCCCUGACUCCAUCUGUUCAGCGAACAUUACCCCUCCCACUCAUCCUCGCAAUGGUUCACUUACAAUUCAUCCCACUUAAGGAAUGUCCUUUAAUUUCUUCAACCCAAACUCACAUGACCUAUUAACGGGUGCUACACUACAGGGUGUAUCAUUAAAAAUGAAUUGUAAGUUUCAUCAGUUUGGUAUUCAAUCGGUAUUUAUAUUCUGACCCAAGUUCUCUAGAAUUUGUGUUGUCAGAUAAGAAGAGUUGGUGCUUAAUCAAUCAGAAUUUGUCAACAAUCAGUUCGAGCAAACUUUUAAACACUGCUGUGGUGGGACCUCAUUGAGUUUCGUUAGAACUCUUUGAGUAGACAAUAUUACGAGCUCUCAUACUUAUUUGAAAAUGAGUAAGUGGGACACAUCUAUUUCGUCAAUUGGAGCACUGAGAACUAGAUCCCCACAAGUCCUUCUUAAGACUCACUCACUUGUGCAGUUCUAGUUCUCCAUGCUCCAGUUGAUGAAUAAAUUAUGUGUUUAUAUGACAGAAUCAGUGUUCUUGCCAUAAUAUGGGAACACCAUUUAUGGCAAUGACAUAUUGACUCCUACAUUUUGCCCAAUCGUGACUCCCGUUUAAUCCAUGUACAAAAUCCUGUCGUAGGGGAUAUUGGUGACCUUGAAGUGAAUCAAAUCCACUGAUCUCACUGUUGUCUUUGUUGUGUUUUUAUAUGUCUUUGCAUUUAUAUUUCAUCACUGUAUUGGCUUGAAUAUCGUUCUGGAAGCAGACGUAUAUUGAAAAUGAAUAUGUAAGGAAUUUUAAUUUGGAGUUGUGCAAACAUGGGGGAAAAUAAAUUCUGGGUUGAAAAUUUGUCGAGGAUUCGUACAGGGAGUGGGUGCUCUGAUGACCUGUUAUGUUAAUAGGUUUGCACAAUUCAAAAAAAUGUAUUUGUUUCCCGUUUAUUUAGGAUAGAUGACCAUGACGGUUUGCCAGUUGUUUUUUUUGUAUUGUGACAUUAUCAAAAUGCAGAGUAUAAAUGCACAUACAUGUAUAAUGCAUUGCUUCACGAUCAGUUUGGGGCAGGCUAGAAAUAAUAACUCUCAUUUUUGAGGGGAAAUGGACUGUCUUUUUAUACAAGUAAUAACUUCCCACGUGUCACAAUUUUUUUUGCAUUUAAUGCAAUUGGUCAGCCGUAGAAAUAAAAUUGGUUCUGUCUCUGAUGGGACUUUCAGUAUUUUUAGGAUUUGUGAUUUGAAAGGUGUUGAAUUAUGAAAGUAUUGGGGUAAACUUAAAAAAAAUAAUUUGUUUCAGCAAAGAUUCUGGCUCGAGUAUUUUUGAACCAACAAUGUGUGUAAAUUACUCAAGACUUUAGGCAAACUUUAUAAGUAUAGUUGACAAAAAAACUUUCAUGUCAUUCCCCUGACAAUACUCAUUUCCCCAUCAAGAGGCAGGAUCACCAAAAAUAUUCAAAAAAUUAGAAAUAAAUUGUUCCAGUUGUCCUCGGCAUUAUUUCUGAGCGAUGCACAAUUACCAUAAAAUUGCUCUGCGAAUUAUAAUAUCUUGUAGAAGUAAUAAUUGUGAUUUAAUCAAUCCUAUGGAUUGCAUGUGCAUACUGAUGUUUGUCUUUAUCUUGUGACGAUUCGCAAUUAUCAAAAUGUUUGUCGAAAUCUAUAUUCAUCCUAGCUUGAAUGACGAGUCUGUUGUGCUCACUGCUGUAGAUAGUGUGGGUGGCAUUAGUCCUAGUUGGGAUGGAAUCAUUACAAAUCCUAUGGAUUCGGUGCUCAGUCAUAGGAGUCAUCUCUGCUCGUAUGUCAACAGUUCAACAGCUUUGUAUUGGUGUAUUUAACACCAUGCGAUGCAGUAUGAAUAGCUCUCCUAUUCUACCUAGAAAUAAAAUACAACGUGCAUUUAAAGCGUAUGACCCAAUCAUCUAUAAGCAGUAACUCCAUGACUGAAUUAUCUUAGUCUUGUACUCUGCAUAAUGAGAGAAGAGCCUCUAUUUUAGACCUUUAUAUGGUUUUAGUCCAGGAAUUGUACUUCAAACUUCAUGACGUCAUUGCAAUUUGUGUCUUCAAGAAUCCUCUCGUUAUUUAUUAAAAAUAGCCCUAUGUUGUUAUCAAGGGACAGAAAAAUUCAAUAUGCCCAAGAAAAGGGCCAUAUUUUCUCUUUAUUACAUGAGCACUGUGAAUUUCCAACAGGCCACUGCAGAUAAAUCCACAAUUUGCAAAGUUUGUUGCGCCAUUUAAAUUGACAUGAUGGAAGUCUCACUUCCAUUCAUUCAGAAAAGCUACCAGGGAUCACCACAAUUUCAUCAUUGAAAGUGGUCAAUGAUGUUGUUGGUGAAGCCCUUUGAAAAAAAACCAAGGCUCUUUGUGCAAAACCCCAGAUGUGCGAAAAACUGUGGAACUUGAAUAUUGUCUUUCAAAUAAUGAGUGUUUUGCCUUUAGUUAUUACGCAUUUAUACCUUGUAUUCCAGUAUUUAUUGCUUGAUAAUCAAUUUUGUGAGCUUUCCAUCUGCAGACCUUUUUUUGAAAAUAUUUAUUUUUGAAUAAUGAGGAAGUGUAUCGGCAGUCAUGUGGCUAAAGGUGGCAGUUAAAGGACAGUGUUGAUAGACAGUUCAGCAUUAGUUGAGGGGCAGUGGUGCCGUUAGUUAAGGAACAGGAUUAGACAGUGGUACAAGAGUAUAGGUCGAUGUCUCACUGUGCAGUUAACUGUAGAUUUCAUGAGGUCACAACAGGUUUCCUAACCCUCCACUGUUCUCGGACCAAAACAAAACUUUUGGAAAAGUGGAAAUAAUUAUUACAUGUUGUUACAUCUGCUAGUAUUCUAAUUCAUGAAAGUCAUCAUUAAUUCCUCACAUGCUAGUCGUGAUGCAUGUACAUACUUCAUUCCUGUUAGGUCCAGAUUCAAUACUACUAACCACUCUGAUAUCAUGAGAAUAGUUGACUUAUCCAGACGCCUCCAGCUUGUUAGUUGAAAGGACAAAUUUGGUCCAGUUGGACGUAUCUUAGGUGGAAGGCUUGGUAUAUGGAAAAAUCUGAUGUGGCUAUUCAUUUUGGUUUGUAGUAUGGCAUUUGGAACGCAGUAGUGCCAUGGAUCGUCCUGUAAUGGUUUUGUCAUUGUUUUGUACAAUAAAUUAAUUGUUUGCAAA
Lineus longissimus is the source of this 7033-nucleotide messenger RNA. Its product is annotated as sodium- and chloride-dependent glycine transporter 1-like. NCBI's taxonomy places the organism in Eukaryota, Metazoa, Nemertea, Pilidiophora, Heteronemertea, Lineidae. The record is from RefSeq and is a predicted model, not a curated record. Bases 115 to 2193 code for a protein of 692 amino acids. The transcript has 13 exons. Gene Ontology annotation, cellular component: plasma membrane. Gene Ontology annotation, biological process: sodium ion transmembrane transport.